GUUUGAGCGUAGGUCUCAUGAGAACGUCUUAGAUGAACCCGCUCUUCGCCUCACCAGUUCCACAUCUUAUUCUACUCGUAAGGAUAUUCAUCUCACGAGAAUUCCUUAGCUGUUUUAGCAGAAUACCUACUUCUUUCACUUGCAAGUAAUUCAUCCUCAAUAAUGGCAAUCAAAGACCGCUCGGAGUACGUCCAACCUUCUACGAUGACCAUAGAUCUUGUAACCCAGAAUAAAACACGCCGUCCGCUGCCGACAUUCCAACCAAAGUCCCAACAGAACCUACAACGGCGAAGUCGAGGUCGAGGACCAAAGCCAUGCGCUGAGAUCCCGGUAUCGGCGAAUCGAUUCUCAAAAAGAACCCUACGUCAAUACCUUAGCACCAUCGCCGUGCCGCUGCCACUGUCCAAGGGUGCCUGCCACCUUGAGAUCCUCCCUCAAGACAUCAUCGACCAAAUCAGCCAGUACAUCCCGUACGAGAACCUGAUUUACCUCUCCUGGGUAUCCAAGGCACUCAACAAAAUGGUCAACCCGCGUCUGGCGCCCCACGAAACGAAGCUCUCGUUCGUGCUACGCGCCGAACGCGACUUCUACCGACACUACAGCAGCACGCCGUCCAGCCUCGGCUGCUUCAUAUGUUACAAAGUGCUUCCCGCGAGCGUCUUUGCCAUCGACCAGCCGCUGCAAGCCGAAGUGCGCUCCUCAGCGCUAGGCGGGACGACGACGACGACGGUAGUCAAUCUGCGGCGGUUCUGCAUCGGCUGCGGCAUCCAGUCCGGCCUGCACAAGCCGGGAGACGAGCUGAUCACGCGGAUCGACAGCCGGUUCUGGAUUUGCGACUGCUUGUAUACCCACGGCGAGAGAACGCUUGUCUGUCGGGGCUGCGGCGUCAUGUGUUACCUUAUGCCGAGGAGGACGAAGCCUGUGUCGUUGUUGAAGCCGACGGUGGGAUAUUGGAACUAGGACGUUGAUGGCGCAGUAAGGGGAAUUAUGCACAGUUUGCCUACUAAUUCGUCCCGGAGAUAAGAUUCGAUUGGGUCUUUUCUCUACCCCUUAGAAUCUAUUACUCCCGGAUCUAGGAGAGUAAAUCUAGGCCAUAG
Molecule: messenger RNA, 1097 nt
Organism: Daldinia vernicosa
Lineage: Eukaryota; Fungi; Ascomycota; Sordariomycetes; Xylariales; Hypoxylaceae
Exons: 1
Coding region: 163-960 (265 amino acids)
Molecular function (GO): protein binding
Source: RefSeq, a predicted model, not a curated record